Heterostelium album PN500 is the source of this 1980-nucleotide messenger RNA. RefSeq names its product putative cell surface glycoprotein. The transcript has 4 exons. Bases 1 to 1980 code for a protein of 659 amino acids. NCBI's taxonomy places the organism in Eukaryota, Evosea, Eumycetozoa, Acytosteliales, Acytosteliaceae. The record is from RefSeq and is a predicted model, not a curated record.
AUGUAUAAAUAUCUUUUUACCUUUGUAUUUUUAAUAUUUCUUUCUUCCCAUUGUAUUGAUGGUGCCAAAUUUAAAGGUCAAUACACUGGUGAAUUUAUGGAUGCUACCAGUUGGGAAGGUGCUUUGGUUCCAGGUGUACAAGAGAAUGCAGAUAUCGAUAAUCCACAGUCAAGAGCUUUUAUGACUGGUCCAGGAAAUAUAACUGUCAGACUUGUUAGUGUUGGUAAUGGUUUAGAUCCAAACGACGAUCGACUAGUAGUUCAAAGAGAAAUGAAUUUAAAUGCUCUGGUCUAUGUCUACCAAAACUCAUCUAUUGAAUUUACAAACAGUAAUUUUAUUGGUGCUGGAUUUAUUAGGUUAUCUCAAGGUACAAUGACUACUGUUGCAUCGAAUUUCACUAAGGUCCAUAUUACCUAUGGUUCCAAGAUGUCAGCAUCUGGAUUGAAUCAUUUCAAUGAAAUCCAAAACAAUGGAACUGCAUCUUUUAUCGAUUGUGAAAAAGUAACCAUUGGUUCCUAUUACUCGGGCCAAUGGGAUGGUAUUAGAUUAAGACCUCAAACUACCAUUACAGAAUCAAAUAUUUCUUUUAAUAAUUUGGUUGCAAAUGGAACUGAAUUCUAUAUUAGUCAAUCUUCUGUAGAUAUCUUUGGUACUUCUUCUAUAAUAAAUUCAUAUAUCUCUUUGAAUGAAUCAAAUAUGUUAGUACCAGAAGAUGUAACUCUAUCUAUUAAUGGUACUACCUUAAGUACUUCCGGUGAAUACUUUAUUCAAGGAACUGCUGCUCUUAAUGGUCUUUCCAACUUUACCGGUUCCACUUUCGAAUUCCAAUUGGAGGGUAUACUCUAUGCCGAUGGAAUCUUCCUUUGCCAAGAGUGUACAUUUAAUACUCCCGAUUUAGACAGUGUAAUGAGUAUGAAGAAUAUCGAGUCCAUUGUAAAGUUAACCGACUCUACCAUUAAUGGUCCAGCAAACUUUACACUGGCAGGAGGUCUCUAUAUUUUGACAAAUGUAAAAUCCACCCGUCUGGUUAUUGAGAGCUAUGCUCAUAGCUACGGUGGUUUGUUUAAAGGAACCGUUAUUCAAAAUGGAUACUCUCUAGUGUUGAAUGGAUCAUCUACUUUGUUCGAAGAUGAAUUCAUCAAUAACGGUCAACUCAUUGUCACCACCAAAAUUCAAAUUGCUGACGAUGUAAAACUAGCACCCACCAUUAGAAAGAUUAAAAACAAUGGACUACUCUUUUUACUACCGAAUUCAGAGAUUCAUGCAACAGUAACUACCUACUCUACUUUUGGUACCUACUUCUGGGACUACUAUAACUCCACCGUCUAUGUUGAAACCUACAUUCAUAACGCUGGUUAUUUCGUCCUAGACAAAGGAACUACCUUCCAAUCAAGCUCACCAUUAGUAUUCAACGGAGCUCAAAGUUUCUUGCUCGGUACCAAUGGUACUAUCGACUCAUCAGUCACCAUGAACGCAACCAUGAAAAUCGAAAAGGUUACUGUCAACGAAAACUUUGUAUCUCAGGAAGCUUCUAUUCUAUCGUUCAGUCUCAACACUACCGUUCCUCUGAUGAUUGUUAAAGGUUCUGCUACAUUCGAUGGUAGUGUAUUGAUCAAUGUCCUACCGAAUCCAGACAUCGUCAAGAAUACCACCUACGAAUUGAUCACAUUCAGUGACUACUCUGGAAAUUUCACAUUGAUCAGAAUCCAAAGUACCGAUGUCCAUUUGAACAAUCAAUUGAGCCAGUGUGCUAGCACUUCUCUAACAAACACAGCGUUCACUAUUACAUUCAAUGGAUGUGAUGCUACACCAUCAACAACCACUGGCACACCAACCACCGGUGCACCAACAACUGGUGUACCUGGACCAACCACAACAUCAUCACCAUCUUCAGAAGAACCAUCAUUUGCUCUCUCCAAGAUUUCAUACCUGUCAAUAUUAAAUCUUACUUUAACUAUUUUAGCUUUAUUAUUACUAUAA